GAGAGAGAGGGAGCGAGAGAGAGAGAGGGAGGCUGGAGGAAGACCUGAGCGCAGAAGAAGAAGAAACAUCAUCAUCCUCAUCUUUAGAAGAAGAAGAAGAAGGAGCAGCAGCAGGGUCAUCCUCUAACCGUCGCUAAUCACUGACAGCUGCUCAGGACCUCAGGUGUUCUUCCCCCUCACCUCCUCUGGCCUGACCGACCCACCAGCCCGUCACCAUGAACUACCUUCGCCGGCGCCUGUCAGACAGCAGCUUCGUGGCCAACCUCCCCAACGGCUACAUGAUGGACCUGCAGAGGCCGACGCCGCCGGGUUCGUCCACUUCGUCCCCCGCCUCCCCGGCCACAGAGAGGCGGCAGCCCCCGAGCCUCCCGACCCAGCCUCAGGGCUCCGGAUCGGCCCCGGUCUCCGGUUCCGGUUCCGGGUCCGGCAGCUUCCUCAGCUCCUUCUCCAGCGUGGUGAAGAGCGCCCAAAUGGCCCAGAACGUGGCUGCCGCUGCUCACGCUAAAUCGGCGGCAGCUUCUGCAACUGAAGGCGCCUCUGCAGCAGGAAGUCAGCCGGCCAAACCUGUGAUACGCAAACCCAAGAUCCUGCUGGUGAUCGACGACCAGCACACAGACUGGGCGAAGUAUUUCCGAGGAAAGAAGCUGAACGGAGAGUACGAGAUCCGAGUGGAGCAGGCGGAGUUCUCAGAGAUCAACCUGGCCUCCUAUGUGAACUCCGGAUGUAUGGUUGACAUGCAGGUCAACAAAGGUGGCACCAAAGUGGUCAGGUCCUUCAAGCCAGACUUCGUGCUGGUCCGCCAACACGCCUACAGCAUGAUUCCCGGUGAGGAUUUCCGGAACCUUGUGAUCGGGCUGCAUUUCGGCGGCAUCCCGAGCAUCAACUCUCUCUUCUCCAUCUACAACUUCUGCAGCAAACCCUGGGUGUAUUCGCAGAUGAUUAAGCUCUACCACUCCCUCGGCCCGGAGAAAUUCCCCCUGAACGAACAGACCUUCUAUCCCAACCACACACAGAUGGUUACAACUCCUACCUACCCUGUGGUUGUCAAGAUGGGACAUGCCCACGCCGGCAUGGGAAAGAUUAAAGUGGAAAACCAACAGGACUUCCAGGACAUCACCAGCGUGGUGGCGCUGGCCGGAACCUACGCCACCACCGAGCCCUACGUCCAGUCCAAGUACGACAUCCGCAUCCAGAAGAUCGGCAACAACUACAAGGCCUACAUGAGAACGUCCAUUUCUGGUAACUGGAAGGCAAACACAGGGUCGGCCAUGUUGGAACAGAUCGCGAUGACCGACAGAUAUCGGAUGUGGGUGGACUCCUGCGCCGAGAUGUUUGGCGGCCUUGACGUCUGUGCUGUGAAAGCCGUCCACGGAAAAGACGGCAACGACUAUAUCAUCGAGGUCAUGGACAGCUCCAUGCCUCUGAUUGGAGAACACGUGGAGGAGGACAAACAGCUGAUCACGGAGCUGGUUAUCAACAAGAUGGCCCAAGUGCUGCUGGGAGUUUCCACACCUCAGCCUUCCUCUGUCAAGACCACACAGCCCAGACGAGGGGGACACCGCUCUGCUUCCGCUUCUCCAUCCCAGUCGGCCCAGGGCUCUCCUCAGAGAGCCCGAUCAGCCACCACCUCUCCCAGCCAGGCCUUCCAGCCGGGUCCCAUCCCAGCCUCCUCUGGGCCUGGAGCUCAGAAACAGUCACCACAGCUGAACAAAUCCCAGUCGCUGACCAACACCUUCACAGAGACGUUACGAGGAAGCCUGACUGACGACGAGGCCAAAGCUGAGACCAUCCGCAGCCUCCGGCAAUCCUUCGCCAGCCUCUUCUCCGACUAGAAGCUUCCUCAUCCUGUUGGUCGUCAGGUUUAAAGAAAAAACAAACAAAAAAAACCAGAAGAAACCCAACUACUUAAUCUGUUACGGAGUCGCCUCUGUUCUCCAAACCUCAACUCCUUUGGUCCUCCAUGUUUGUGAAGUUUAACACCCGAUGCAACCCGCUGUCCUCAGACCAAUGACGCAUUUAACACUAGAAAGGUCAAUACGAUGGGAACUUUGAAGGCAGUUUUGAGAUGUCAUCAAGUGUAGGUGCAGAAACAAACCAAACUCCAUCCAUUUUCCCACAACUUUUACUGGUUUCUGUUACUUCUUUGCCAUUUAUGCCGCUUAGAAAACCAAUAUAAAUCAGUUUCUACUAUUAUUUUGUCAGUCUUUAUCUACAUUUUCCUCCUUAAACCCAUUAUGUUUUGUGUUUUUAUGAAGCGUGUUAGAGAACUGAUACAUUUUGGUGCUGUUAAACCUGAAAAACAUCCAUUGAAAGUUCAGAUUGGCCUUUCUAGUGAUAAAUUCUAUCCGUAAAUACUCAUAUUCUAGCUCGUACUGCUUGGUAUUUAAUGGUUAUUCUGCAUCGUCUUCGUCCAACCGGUGAAACUGUUUCUGUGUUCACACUUCUGCACUUGUUUGCGUCUACCGUCAUUCUUUUAAUUGACACGCAGCUUCCGAAAUUGAGAUAUAUACGGCAAUAUCCGCCAAACUAAUGAAGAAAAACACAAAUCCUCACGGUUCACCAGCGAUCUUCUCGAAGCAUCUCAGCCAGCAGACGCAUUUCUCAGACAUCCUUGUGCUGUAGACGCAUAUUGGCUCCUCUACCUUGGCCUAACAUUUACCAAAGUGCUUUUUAAUAAAACAUAGAAAAAAAAUACCCCCACCCCCGUCCCUUUCCACCUCCUGCACUGGGUCAAGAAAACAGCUGAACCUUUGUGAUUUUUACGAGGUGCAAACGCUGUACUGGUUUACAGCCGUCGUCUUCCAUCCCAGCUCAGAUCUUCCCCUGCAGCCGUUCUUUUUCGUAACGUUCUGUGCUUUGUGAAUAGCACUAAGAAGUAUUUGUCGUGGGGGGGAUUUGUACCAUAACUUCUACCGCUGGGUCUCUGAAGGCGAACAGUGAGGAUGUAAUAUUUUGAGACUUAAAUUUUCCACUGAGACAGAAAAUGCUUUUGCUUGUUUAACAUCUUCUUGCAAUUUCAGCUAUGAUUGCAGGUAAUUCAUCAUUUUAUUGUUUUUUGGUCUGCAGCAGCUGGAACAUACACACAUGUAUGCUGUAGCUGCAGUGGGAGCAGAUUUCUGCAUGUAAGUGGAUGUUGUAUGUAGAGUUGAACUGUUUGUUUUUUUUAUGGAGAAUCAACAGAAGCUCAUGAUUUCAAUUCGUUACCAUGAUAGAAUAGUUAUUCUAUGGGAACGCUCUCAUUUACAACUUCUUAGGACGUUCCCUGGAAAGAAAAAUGAUUGUUUUUUUGUUCAGAUUAUAGUGAAAUUACAUUAUAGAGAAAGUACUUUGAGCCUGUUCUAGAUGGAUUUUCAGAUGCAAAGAUGGAAUGUGAAAACACAACAGAGCCUUGAAAGAAAAAUUCAGAUUUAAUGGAUGGAAAACACAGACAAAGAUCCCUUUUGUUUUGAGAGUUUUAUUUAAAAUGUGCCAUAUGCUACAACAUUUUCUUCUUUUACCGACUGUCUUAAUUUUCCUUAUAUUAAAUACCAAAAUAUAUCUAUUUUUAAGCAAUUAGGAAACUAAUCAAAAGCUAAAGCAAAUUGCUAGCAAGCAUUUCUUGCCCAAAAUAGUCCCUCGGUGCAAAUGUUGUCGCAUCCAGCUCACAGAAGCAGACAAACUGCAUAUUUGGCUUUCAACGCAGAGCACAAUCAGAAUCUGAUGAUCUAUAAAUUGAUCCUUUUGCAGGAAAUUAGCAAGAUGCCUGGUAGUUAGCUCCAUAAUUAUAUUUCCCUCCCUGUCUAUUUAAUUAAAGAUCUGUACAAAAACAAAUGUAAUUACAGACUGCAGAGCGUAGAAAUAGGAUCUUAGAAUGUCUGUGAGCAGUAUUAAAAGGACCUGUUGAGAUCAAUAAUAAGAAUAAUAUUAAGAAUAAGAAUGGCCCCUGUUUUAUGGUAAAAUUAAUUCAAAUGCAUAAAGGUGUAUAUAGUUUUGUAGUGGUGUGUAUGAGAGUGUAUGUGAGCCUAAAGUUGUAAAUUUGCUAUUAUUAUUAUUAUUAUGAUAGUACCACAAAAAAUUUCCUUUGCAAUAAUUGUAUUAAUAAGAAGUCUGACGCCAUUUUCAUUUUAACUAUGAAACUUGACACUUUAAGAGAAGCUUUUAUUUUUUACCAAGUAUUUAUUUGGGACUUUGCCUUCUUGUUAGCCUAGCCGCGCUAGACAACCCACGGCAAUGAAUUUAAUUCUCUGCCAGGGUCGGUCUAGUUACCCUCGGUAAGCCUCGAGGUUGGAUGCUCCAAAAACUGGCCGACAAAUCACCAUGAAGUGUAGAGUCAGAAGGCGGGCGUAACUAAGUGACGACAGAGGCGCGACGAUUCUGACAGAAACAACCGGAAACAACUAGCCUAGCCGUACUAGACAACCCACGGCAACAAAUUUAAUUCUCUGCCAGGGUCGACAACAAAAACGACAACAGUCGUUGAGCUCCAUUAGCACCGACUCUGAAUAAUCUUUCUGUUAACAUGUCUGUAAUAUACUUGAGCUUCACCCAUUGACUGUCUAAAUAAGGCUUCACCAAACUCCCGCAUCCUCUGAUACCUACCCAAUUGCUGCAGAGUGAUUUGAAAGACAACCUUUUAGCCCGCCUCCCUCCCUGUCCAGAGUUCCAAGACCCUUGUGUCUUCAGACCCUGGGUCUAGCGUGGCUAGGCUACCUUCUUGUCUCAGUGGUGGUAACUUUUUUUAAAUAGAAAAAAAACUGUUUUACUUUUACAAACAGUUUCGCUGAAGGCAGAAAUGAUCAGAUUGGCUGCAUAAAUCAGCAGUGGGUGAGUCUACAGAAUCCCAGGUGUUAGUUUAAUUGCUCUUGCUCAAGGUUUCUGGUCUUAUAAGGUAAUUAUUCAGUUUAUACGCCAAACGGUGGCAGAUUAUUAGUGAAAUAGCAGGUCCUUGAUUAGUUAGCUUUAUGAUUAUCAGCUAGCAUGACAACAGUUGCUAACUGGCUAGCUAAUUAUGCCAACAUCAGUUCUAUAGCCUGAUUUGACUUCAUGUUUCCAGUUCAGUUAGUAAAAAAUGGCUAUUAAAUACAUGAUCUUAUGCUAAAAGACUGAGGCUAAACCCCAUCAGAUGUCAGAAUACAAAUAACGACAGGAUUGUUCCUGUGUCAUAGUGCUAUUUAUUGUAAAUUAACUGUACACUGUUAUAUUAGUUUGGCUAAACACUGUUUAUCUACUUAGCCAGCAAACUUUCAGAAAAUGCGCUUUACCGUUUGUAUAUUCAGACAAUGUUCCAAUUUAGUCCUUUGAAAUGAAAGCAAAGCAAUAUUUUUCCCAAAUGCAAUGUUUUUCAGGGUUUCUUAACUUUUGAAUUCCCCAAAUCUGAUAAAGAGUUUGACAAAUAGGUUUACUGUCAACCAGAUAGCUGUUGUUAUGCAAUGUCAUUAAACCCUGAAAAUAGAAGACUGACGCAGGUUUUCCACUGUAGGCAGUGAGCCAUUUCCUUUUUCAUGCUAAGAUUAGCUGUUAAUCGCUGUUAGUCAAUUUAAAUUAUAUGAACUGAUGAGGAAGAAGAUGAAGAUGUGAAGUUUAAGUGUCAGAAAAUGUUGCAGUUUUGCAGUAGUAACUGGUUGCACCACCAAAUGCAGCCUCUGACUGUUAAAUGAGAUGGAGUUACAGUUAUGUUUGCUGACCGCCUGUAAUGUUUACAUAAAGCAAACAUGCUUCCUUGCUGUCUAACUGACAGUUAUGUUGAUGAACUCUGUAGCAUAAAGUUAUAAAAAUGCAUCUGGCAGCUCUCCAGUUUAGGUAGCUACCUGAAACUUAAGCUAAUGCUAAGCUAGGAUAUUAAAAUGCUAACACAGGCUGGGAGCUGAGUGUCUGUCAGCAGAGAUCAGCAGCUUCAACCAACAUUUGGACCUAAUGAUGAUAUCAGUGAUAUCUCUGAGUAUAGAUAACUCUUAGAGGAAGUAAAUACUGACAGAUUUUUUGGACUGAUAAAGUUUCUGCAACAAUGUUUGUGCACAUCUGUUCCAGUUGAGCAGCUCCAGUAAACAAGUCAGUCCAUCACGUAGAUCAGCAAAGAGGAUUAUGUUGAUAUCAGACUACUGUGAAGACAAGUAUCAGUGGUAAAUACGGUUAUAUGGAGCAACAUUCACUGUAUUUCAUUCAUUUUAACAAUAAAAUGAUUAUUGAUUGUUGAUAUAGCCAUCUAUCGGUUAAGGAAAUGGUUUAAAAUUGGCAUCCUGAAGACCCAUUUAAAAUCACUCCACUCUCUUUGAAUUUAGAGUAUUGCUUUUACAGUCAAACACAGAAAUCUUCAGCACAUAUAUCCAAAAUUUGCUGUUCAGAUUGGGUAACUGAAGCAGCCUUUUACAGCAAUUUAUAACUGUGGUUCUUUAGCUUCCUGCAGUCAUCGAUUGUAGUUAUUCUGCCUUUGAGGGUUGUUUGUAAAAGUAAAAGUUCAGUUCUGCAAUCGGCUUUGUCUCUGAGUCAAUGCAACCUUUUGUCAUUGAGCACUUUUGCAAGCAUUUCAUAACCUUUGGCACUGUGUCAAAAAGGACCAAAUUAGCAUCUCAUUGUGAGACCCCUUGAUGGUUUAAAUCAUAACGUUGUGUCUUUAUUGUAGAGAAUAUUACCACUUAGUGUGUAAUACUGCAGUGCGAUAAGCCAUAACCAAACCAUGAGGAUUUACUGUCCCUUAUGUGCCACGCAAUAAUGGCUGUGACAUCACUGAUAAACUGACAUAUUGAUCACUGUGUCCGUGGCCUGUCCUGACCUGCAGAGACACACAGCACUUACUGUUUUUGAUUUUGAGUUCAAAAUCGAGAUACCACAGAGUUUAAUUACUUGCUACUAAUCCUUCUGCUGAGAUGAAAGACAAACCUUGAUGUCACUUUUCUCUGUUUUACCUUUGGGUUUAAAAUGCAGUUUAGGAUCUUGCUAAUGCCAUACGUGUGCUGAUCUGUUUGGUCAGGCUGUAAUCGAUGACCAGACGUCAGCGUAGAUUUGCUUGUUUAACUCACUUGGCUGCUUUAGCUUCACACACCGAAUUAAUUUAUUUAUUUGUUUUUGACUCAAUUGGAAAUGAGCUGCAAAGUUUACUAGUAACUACCUCAAGUUCAGCAGUGCUCUGCGAAAAAUUGACUACAGAGUGGUAGUACUGGACAAGGUUUUGUGAAAUGAGCACAGUUCCCUUCACCAAAAAGCAAAAAUAUAGUGUCUGAGAUUUCAAACCGAGGGUGAUCAGCUUCUAGAUUUCAUGCAACAUCCAAGUGUCCAGGUGUGCUGCAUGUAAUAAGUACGACUACUCAGUCACUCAACAAACACCCUCUUCUUUAAGUCUUAAUGUUCCCUUAAUGGAAAUACGCUUAGUUUCAUAGUUCUGUGUGCAACAUUGAGGAACACUGGAUAUCACUAAAGCGCCAUCAUUUCAGGGAAAACAAGCGUGCACAUCGGCCACACUUCCCCAUCCCUUCGCAUUUCAUUGCCAACAAGAAAGGUUGUGUACACGAGAACCAACAAAAAAUAACUCAACUACACAACCACUACUAUUUUCCCACACAGGUGGGCAAAGAAAAUAUUGUCAGCUCAUCUUAUCCGCUCUGUUUAUAUCUGUUUUCACAUAUAGUUAGACCAAAUGAAACAGACCUGGUCUAUCCACCAGUAUGUAGAAACAAACACACAAAGAACAUGAGAAAACCAGAGGUCGAGCCAUCAAUCCUGGAAUCAGCAGGCUAAGACAGACAUCCCUCUCCCCAGCAAUGUUUUCCAGUUCCUCCUGCUGGAAGCCAAAGUGUUCCUAGGCCAAAUGAGAUAUGCAAUACUUCCAAUAAGUUCUGGGUCUACCCCUGGGUCUCGUCCCAGUUGAAUAACUCAGAAAACCAAAGAAUGUUGCCCAGGAAGUAUCCAAAUCAGAUGCCCAAACCACAUUAGCUGGCCAAUGUAAACUCCCUCCAGAUGUCCAAACUCCUCACCCUAUCUUUAAGACUGAGCCCAGGCAGUCUGUGGAAGAAACUCAUUUGGGCAGCUUGUAUCCCAUUGUUGCAUUCACUACCCAGAGCUCACGACUGUUGGGGAAAGGUUUGAAUGUUGACUGAAAGCUUUGACUUCCAGCUCAGCUAGAUAGUGAUCUUGUCUAUGACCUGCAUUCCUGCUGAUGCUACACUAAUCCAUCCAUCCCAUUCACACUCCAUUUUACCAUCACUCUUGAACAAAAUCUCAAAAUCUUUUACUUGGGUCAGCAACUCAACCCCAGUUUAGACUGCACUGUCCCUUUUACAUUGAGUCAUGGGAGAACACCGCUAGUCUGUUUAUAAAUGUACACUGACAGUCAAUAGAAACUUUGAGACCAUAUUUUUCAACAUAAUUUUUAUUUUGAAGCCCGAAACUGGAUUUUCUUCAUAUGAAUCAUUUGUUUAGCAUAUUGGCAUACAGAAACAAAAAUCUAAAGUUUCAAGAAUGAUUUCAAAAUAAAGAAUUUCACAAAAGAAAACGGCACCUGCCAAACACAAAGUCACAACAGUCAAUACCGAGUAUGGCCUCCAUUUGCUUCGGUGCAGGCAGCAAUCCGUCGGCACAUGCUUUGGACCAGGCUUCUGAUUGUGGGUUGGAAACAGCCCAUACGCCUGGCUACAUCACUGUAGCUCAAACCGGCCUCCACCAUACCCAGUGCCCGGAGACGAUGUUCAUGUGAUAGACGCGGCAUGAUGCUGUUCACUGGACUAACAAUGGUGGCCUUUUUUGGGCCUUUACGCCUUCAAAACCCAUUCUCAAAUUGUGCAGAUACUCACUGAGUAUUGCUUGGUGUGUAUUUGGUUCACUUUUGCAAAGUGACCAACCCAUGUGCAAUGAAUCAUGACAAAAUGACAACUCAUCAUUAUCUCAACUACCAGGGCACUAGAUCAUCAGUAAAUCCACAAUGAAUAAUUACAACCCCCCUACAAGUAGAAUUCUGCGUACAUUUCUACAUCAAAGUUUCUAUUGACUGUCAGUAUACUAAGGGCCAACAGUUUCAAGGGGAGGGACCUACAUGCACACAUGGCCAUACCUGCUACCAAAACAGAGAACAGAGAAGCUUAAAAAUAACCGUGUGAGUGUGACUUCAUUGUCUGCUAAAGACACCUUUACUCCACUACAUCUUUGCAUGGCAUAUCGUUGUUUGCUGCCUUAUUAAUGCUACAGUUACUUACCAAAACUGGAUUUCACCAUUAAAUACAUGUAUCAAGUACCUUUUUAAAAAAAAAUGGACUCGAUAUGAUUUAAAAACUUUCUCCAUUCGUAGUAUGUCAGUUAACAAAUGCCAUUUUUUAAAAUAUGUGUCACUGAAGCACAGUAGAAACUGAAAUGAUGCAAACAUAAAGGUGGCAUGUUCCUUUUUAGCUAAUUUUGGUCCUUUCUUGUAAGACUUCUGUAUCCAUAUCAAGUUUAAAUGCUGUAUCUUCAUCAUUUCAGUUGCUAUUGUGCUUAUUACACAUGCUACAUAUUGAUGUCAGUUAUUUUCUUUGGGUUCAGAAAUACCACAUUACUGUUUAUUAAUUUAGAGGAACAGUUCAGAGAUCAUUUCCCACAAUAAAAAUAAUAAGGCUUGAAGAGUGGUGUGUUUUAGAUGUUUCGUCCAAUCAUAGCACCGGUUCCACUCAAAAACUUUCACAGCGUUCUUGGAAUUUGUGCUUGUUUCACUAAACAUUGUGAGGCAGAGUUGCGUCGCUUUAUCCCCGUCACAUGGUUUCAGUUGAAUAUUUCACAUUAUAUGGAGAAAAGGCAAUACUCUGCUCCUUUUUUUUGUCUUUUGGGUCUCGACAUGGUUGAGCCAUCAUGAUCCACUCUGGGUGUGUUGAAGCGAUUAAAUAUCCGAACACUGAAGUAAUAUGCAGCCACAGAGACUUGCCAUUGAAUACAGCUAAUACUGCAAGCAAACUCGCGUCCACUUUGAACGUGGCGCAUGUACAUGAGAGAAAUAACGUCAUUGCACGGGUUUAGUUGCCGAUCUUUCAGUCCACUGUGUCCCUUCCUCUCUGCUGAAUGGUGGGUGGUAUUGUUUGGUACUUUCAGUGUAUUAACGUUCUGUAUAUUGGUGUAAAUGUGGCAUGAAAACCAACCCCUCUUGUGUGCCUCAGGUGUGUAAAUUUGGUCGUUACGUGAUCUCAGUGUCUGGCUGCUUAUUUGUGAGAAGUGCGAUGCAUCUCAUGUGUUUCUGUAAUUUAUUAGUAUUAAUAUUAUUUCUGUACUUUUGUUCUUUUGUCUGAAAAUCAAGAUUUCUGUUAUUAAAAGUAACAACUUUUAUUAUA
Acanthochromis polyacanthus (spiny chromis) is the source of this 10259-nucleotide messenger RNA. RefSeq names its product synapsin-3-like. Gene Ontology annotation, biological process: neurotransmitter secretion. The record is from RefSeq and is a predicted model, not a curated record. NCBI's taxonomy places the organism in Eukaryota, Metazoa, Chordata, Actinopteri, Pomacentridae. Gene Ontology annotation, cellular component: synaptic vesicle; synaptic vesicle membrane. Gene Ontology annotation, molecular function: ATP binding. The transcript has 14 exons. Bases 216 to 1832 code for a protein of 538 amino acids.